AUGAGCUCGCACGAUCUCAAGGAACAGCCGAUGCUCGAGAAGCAGCCAUCCACCCAGGCUGUCGCUCCGGCUCCGGCUACCGUCGACGAGAAGGCGCCUCAGGUGACUGACGACGUCGUCUCCUCGUCCAACGACACCGACAUGGAGAAGGGCGCCGUCGACGAAGACGAGCACCCCGGCUUCCUUGGCCGCCAUCAGCGCUUCGUGCGCCCGGUUGUGUUGUUCGGGCUGGCCGCGUUGAUUCUCGGCUGGUGGAUCUCGUCCACAAUCCUGCCGGCGACCCGCCAUCGCUGGAUUGUCCAAACCGUAUGGGCAUGGUUCUUCCUCUUGAUCAUCGCAUUCCGCUAUCUGCCAAACUCGGUCGUAACCCGCCCCGUCGAAGCCAUAUGGAUCCCGCUCGUCCAGAAGCCCUUCCUCGCGCUCCCCCGAUAUGUCCGCCUCACUAUGGGAUGGCUCGCCCUCCUUGCGAUCGUUUUCGGUAGCGCGUUCGGUUUCAAGCUCGAAGGGAACACGACCUAUGGUGACCGUGCCAUCUCCGUACUUGGUCUUGCCGUCUUCCAGUUCUGCUUCUGGGCGUUGUCGACCAACCGCAGGGCCAUCGAGUGGCGUACCGUCCUCGUCGGUCUCUUCAUGCAGCAGGUUAUUGCCCUGUUCGUCCUCCGCACUUCGGCUGGUCUCUCGAUUUUCCAGUGGGCUGCGACUGCUGCCUCUGACUUCUUGAACUGCGCCCUUGCUGGAGUCGCGUUCUUCUUCAGCCAGGACAUCGUCAACGAGCACUGGUUCUUUGCCAACACGCUCGGCACGAUCAUCUUCUUCAUUGCAUUCGUCCAGAUGCUUUACUAUCUGGGCGUGAUGCAGUGGUUCUUGAAGAACUUCGCUUGGUUCUUCUUCAAGACCAUGAACGUCUCCGGUGCUGAGGCCGUCGUCGCCGCCGCAUCGCCGUUCAUCGGCCAGGGCGAGUCUGCUUGUCUCGUCGGCCCCUACGUUGACUUGAUGACUGCGUCGGAACUUCACCUGGUCAUGACCUCUGGUUUCUCGACCAUCGCUGGUUCCGUGCUGGGUGCAUACAUCAACCUCGGCAUCCCCGCCGUUAACCUCAUCACUGCGUCGAUGAUGUCCAUCCCCGCCUCAAUUGCCAUCUCCAAGAUGCGUUACCCCGAGGUGGAUGAGCCCGUCACCCGUGGUCGCGUCAUCGUUGACCGUGGUGACCUCGACUCCGUCGACCGCCCCGCCAACGCCCUCCACGCUUUCGCGAAGGGUGCCAUCUUCGGUGUCAAGGUCGCCGGCCAGAUUCUGUGCAACGUGCUUACAGUGCUCGCACUUGUCGCCUUCAUUAACGGCCUUCUGACCUGGAUCGGCCGUGGCUUCGGCAUCCACGCUCUCACCCUCCAGCUCAUCCUCCGCUACGUCUUCUACCCCGUGACGUUCUUCAUGGGUGUCCCGCGCGCCGAAAUCCUUCGCGUGUCCGAGAUUCUCGCCACGAAGCUUGUCGAGAAUGAGUUCGCGGCAUACACGAACCUCCACGCCAUCCAGACUGGCGAUGACCCGCUCACCGAGCGUGCGUUCACGAUCGCGUCGUACGCUGUCUGCGGUUUCGCCAACCUCGGUUCGCUCGGUAUCAACAUCGGUGUGCUCAGCGCUCUUGCACCCUCCCGCGCGAAGGUUAUCGCAUCCGUCGCAACAUCAGCCAUGGUCUGCGGUUUCAUCUCGACGAUGCAGGCUGCCGGUAUUGCCGGUAUGCUUGUAUAA
Peniophora sp. CBMAI 1063 is the source of this 1749-nucleotide messenger RNA. The record is from the annotation of a GenBank genome assembly. NCBI's taxonomy places the organism in Eukaryota, Fungi, Basidiomycota, Agaricomycetes, Russulales, Peniophoraceae.